UCUGCUUCCGAUGCCAAAAUCCACGCUACCAACUCCCCACUUCGUCGAUUUGUGCUUCGCAUCGCUUUCUCCGUCGCCUUCCUCUUUUACUCCCCCUCUCACUCACUGCUGAAGCGUGGUCACGAAGAGUUAGAGAGAACUAGCUGCAUGACUAGUGCUCUACAGCUCUUGUACGUAUUGAGGUCUCCAAAUCGCAGAAAUCAGGAACCGAUCGGCGCGCUCGAGAGUGAUCAUACCGAUCGGGAUCCGGAUGUGCGCCGCAGCGGGCGAGAUAGCCGCCGCGGUAACCGAAUAGAGGAUGGUGAUCACUCACGGCGGUCCCGUGGCGGAGUUUCCAGUGGCCGGCACCCCAAAAGUUGCGGCUCGCAUAUGGAACGUGAACUAGGAAGAAGAUCAAGUCGCAAUGGCAGUGGCAACAGCAGUAAUGGAGGAGUUUCUAAUACCAUGCUAACUCACCUGGGACUAACUAGAAAUGACCAGCUUCCCUGCGCCGUAGAACAGGCAAGAAAAAGGCUUUUAGAAAGACUUCAAAGCGUUUCGCUUACAGAUAACAGGCAAAGAUCCCCAAAUGAUGAAUCAGCACUUGUUGAUGGUUUUGAUAUUAAUAAUGCAAACCUGAGUCCUAACUCGAGCGUUCUGAAUAGCGAAUUAGCCAUAUCAAACAAGAAGAAAAUUCCAGCACUUCGUUGGGACGAUUUCUGUGCCAUGAAACGAGAAACUUUCAGGAGCUCUGAAGAAAAACAUGAAGAUGGAGUAAUGGCAGAACUGACUGAAUGUUGUAUAUGUUUGGAAGGAUUUAAGGAUGGAGAUUGGCUUAUCAAAUUAUGCUGCAGUCAUAAGUUCCACCCUUGUUGCUUGGAGCCAUGGCUUCGGUCCUCUGGUGAUUGCCCCUUAUGUAGGGCAGAUGUGAUCUGCUGAUAAUGGAAGCUUGACGCUCAAUAUAUAAAAAACUAGUUUUUGUACUUAGUUUCGUUUGGGACGACUUUCUUACUGCUCCUUAAAGCGACUUUUUAGUAUACUAGAAAAAUUAUGCUGCAGUCAUAAGGGUGUGCUGCUGCUUGAUUUUCACAGUUACAGAGUGUUCUUUGUGUUGAAAUAGAAAUGAAGAAGAUGAGACAUUUGGAGGUGGGAGAAACCUUAUUGUAACUGAUAGUACACAGUCUCAAGUUUUUAUUUUGAUAGUGUCUUCACCGUACAACUGAUCAAAGAAGAAUUAAUGUGAAGAGUUUGAUAGUGUUCUUUCCUCUAA
This is a messenger RNA of Dendrobium catenatum, 1249 nucleotides long. Its product is annotated as probable E3 ubiquitin-protein ligase RHY1A. Bases 148 to 918 code for a protein of 256 amino acids. The transcript is spliced from 3 exons. The record is from RefSeq and is a predicted model, not a curated record. Lineage: Eukaryota; Viridiplantae; Streptophyta; Magnoliopsida; Asparagales; Orchidaceae.